AUGAACUUUGAAACGGCAGCUGAUGACCCCGCAAUUUUACUAGACACCCAACGUGCUAACGCGGCUCCUCGCCUCACCGAAGCAGAAAGAGUUCUUUUCAUCUGUGGCAACCUUCAAAAAAUGAACAUGACUCCAAAGCAGUUCCUCGUGUCAUUCCUCACUGACGAGGAUCCUGCGCUUGCUUUUCGCCGACGUUUUUGGGGCACCGCAACCGGUUGGGCUUCUACCCAGGAGAUGCUUAACGCAAUUAAGGAUGAAUGCACCCGGACUCAAUAUGGAGCAGCUCAAUGGAGGCAGUGGAUUCAACACGAACUCCGCUCAGCAUUCCACAGCUUAAAGACCGAAGGAGGCUAUAAGGUCAUUUACCAAUCGCACAAAAACCACAUCCAAGCAAGGUCGCUCGAAAUGUUCCUUCAGAUGGCGCGGAACUAUGAUAUUCUUGAUCAGUUCCCUGGCUCGACCGACUACACUAUUCCCGAUUGUGAAGAUACACUCGUUGUUGGAUUAAAUAAGCUCAAGUCUGAGAUUGCGGAGAAGGGUGAAUUGUCUCGCUUCAAACUACAUUUCAUGUGGGGCACUUUACCGGGUGAAAUUAACAACAGCUUAGUACAAGAACAUGCAACUACUCUCGAUGAUGAAUUACAAGAAGAAGAAGAUAACUCCUCCGAUACCCCCGGUUCACCAAUGGAAAUGUGA
This is a messenger RNA of Puccinia triticina, 696 nucleotides long. RefSeq lists its product as uncharacterized. The record is from RefSeq and is a predicted model, not a curated record. Lineage: Eukaryota; Fungi; Basidiomycota; Pucciniomycetes; Pucciniales; Pucciniaceae. The transcript is spliced from 2 exons. Bases 1 to 696 code for a protein of 231 amino acids.